AUGAAUCGCCAACCUUCAGCUCAUAUGGCUGAUGUAAAAGGGAAACGUAUUUGUUACGACAACGACGAUGAACCUAUCCAACUAACGGAUGAAGAUGAUUCUCCCACCAUUAAGGAUUAUCGUAUGUCAUUGAUCGGGAAGAUUUUAAACCCUAAGAAACAAUCCGUGGUCAUGCUGAUCCAAACCAUGCCAGCGCAGUGGAAGAUGCAAGAUAGGAUCACGGCUAAUGACCUUGGCAGUGGGAAGUUUCUCUUAAACUUUAUGAAUGAAGAUGAUCUCCAAUGGGUCCUUCGUCAAGGGCCUUUUCACUACAAUUUCUGUAUGUUCGUGCUUGUUCGUUGGGAACCGGUUGUUCACGACGAUUACCCAUGGAUCAUCCCUUUCUGGGUUGAGAUUACAGGCAUUCCAUUACAUUUAUGGACAAUCAAAAAUCUUAGGAACAUUGGUGGUAGGCUCGGCCAUAUUGAUACUGUCGAACUCUCGGCAGGACGCAUGCUAAUUGACGUUGACACUAGGAAACUAAUUACGUUCACACGGAAGAUAGCUUCACCUGGAGGAGAGGAGGUCUCGAUUCAAAUUCAUUACGAUAAGCUCUUUAAACAUUGCUCAUCUUGUGGGAUGUUGACUCAUGAAGUGGCUUAUUGUCCGAUGAAGUUUCCAGUUGGAAAGGAUCGUGUUGAGCGAACUGGUGUCUUUGAGAGGGUUCAGCUACCUACUGUUACAACAUCUCGUCAGCCGUUGCUGCGAGACCAGAAACCAUAUGACAGAUACGAGACCUUUUCACGUUCUGAUCGUUACGGUAAGGGGAGCCGUCGAAGUAUUUCACCUCAGAGGAAAUAG
Brassica napus (rape) is the source of this 840-nucleotide messenger RNA. RefSeq lists its product as uncharacterized. Bases 1 to 840 code for a protein of 279 amino acids. The record is from RefSeq and is a predicted model, not a curated record. The transcript has a single exon. Lineage: Eukaryota; Viridiplantae; Streptophyta; Magnoliopsida; Brassicales; Brassicaceae.